Molecule: messenger RNA, 2862 nt
Organism: Cylindrotheca closterium
Lineage: Eukaryota; Bacillariophyta; Bacillariophyceae; Bacillariales; Bacillariaceae
Source: the annotation of a GenBank genome assembly
AUGGCUGCUCCUCAAAUAAUGGAAGAGGAAUCGCCCUACAUGAAAGAACGCAAGUGCGUUGUUCUUGUCGACCCUUAUUCGACGGGAUGUAUUGUCGCUCAAGAAAUGGCCAAGCGAGGUUAUCUGUUGGUUGCUCUUUGGACCAUUGGCUUUUCCGACGAAAUGAAGACCCACAUCCCAGAAUCUUGCGGACACAUGGACUACUUUGCCCAAGUUAACCAGCAGGAAACGUUGGAAGAGACAGACAAAGUUCUGAAGGCAGCGGUUGGCACUCAUCCUGUCGAGGCCUGUUUGGCCGGAGGUGAAGCAGGCGUCGAUUUUGCCGACGCCUUUUCCGAAUACCUUGGUUUGUUGACAAAUGGAACAGACAUCCCUAACCGUCGUGAUAAGAAAUUGCAGCAAGAGCUCAUUAAAAAGGCCGGUUUGCGUUCCGUUCGCCAAGCCGGUGGAUCUUCGUUUGCCGAGGUAGAAUCUUUCCUAAAGACAGAACCAUACCCAGUGGUACUCAAGCCAGUGGAAUCCGCCGGAUCUGACGGCGUCAAGCUUUGCUACAGUAUCGAAGAAGCCAAGGAACAUUUUGAUGUUCUCAUGAAGAGCCAAAUGGUCAACGGAGGGGCUUGUCCUUCCGUUCUGUGCCAAGAAUUUCUCAAAGGCAAGGAAUACGUCAUAGACCAUGUCUCGUUGAAUGGAGAACACAAAACCUGCAUGGUUUGGGUGUAUGACAAGCGCCCCGCCAACGGAUCCGCUUUUGUUUACUUUGGCAUGCUUCCCAUUCCAAUUGACAGUCCUGAAGCCAAAAUUUUGGUCAACUACACUCGUCGUACACUAGAUUCCAUGGGUUUGAAGAAUGGUCCCAGCCACGGUGAAGUCAUGAUGACAGAAGAUGGCCCAUGUCUCGUCGAGAUGAAUUGUCGUGCACAUGGUGGCGACGGAAACUGGAGAUCACUUUGUCGUGCUCUGACUGGAGGCUUUUCUCAAGUUGAAGGAACAGUUGACGCAUACUUGGAUCCGUUCUCCUUUGCCAAAACUCCAAGUCUUCCACCCAGCCCCUACAAGGCAUUUGGACAAGAGGUCAUUCUCGUCUCGUAUUCUGCAGGAAAGGUCAAGUCCACUCCCGGAUUUGACGUCAUCCGACAACUCCCUUCCUUUGUCUGCUUCGAAUCGGGUAUCAAGGAGGGCUCGGAAGUUGACUACACCGUUGAUUUGCUUACUGGAAUUGGAAGUGUCAUCCUCAUGCACAAGGACGAAGCCGUGAUUCAAAAGGACAUCGAGUUCAUUCGAUACCUGGAAAAGAUCAACGGUCUCUUUUUGUUCGAGACGAAGGCGGAGAACUUGCAGCGUCCUCGUGGAGACCUUUUGGCUAUGGAUCAAAUCACCAAUUCAACCGGGCAACAAGGCAAACCCAGAAACCACAGGCGCGUAUUCUCCUCAGACGGUCCUCUUUUGAUUCGUCACAUGUCCAAUGAUCGACCUGAAUUGCGUGGUCCACUUGUCAAGCGAAUGACCACCGUUGAUUCCUCCAAGGAAGUUGUCAUCAUUGUGGACCCAUAUUCCACUGGAUGCUGUGUCGCCCAGGAGAUUAUGAAGCGAGGUUUUAGUGUGAUGGCCUUGUGGACUAAAAACUUUGCACCAGAGAUGAAAACGCACGUUCCUUUGAGCUGUGGAGUCAUGAAGUACUACAACGAGAUCGACGAAGCCGAGACUCUUGACGAUACAGUCCAGAUAGUCCACCAAGCCGCCGAUCAGAAGCGUGUCGUUGCUUGCCUUGCUGGAGGGGAGGCAGGGGUUGAUCUUGCGGAUGCUCUUUCUGAGAAGCUUGGUGUGCGUACCAAUGGAACAUCUAUCCCCAACAGAAGAGACAAAAAGCUUCAACAAGAAUUGAUCCGCAAGUAUGGUUUGAGAUCUGUUCGACAGGCUGCUGGUGUGAAAUUUGAGGAGGUGGAACCUUUCCUAACCACUGAACGUUAUCCACUUGUCUUGAAACCAGUCGAAUCUGCUGGUUCGGAUGGUGUUAAGCUUUGCCAUUCUCUCGAAGAAGCAAAAGAGCAUUUCCAUGUACUGAUGAAGAGCCAAAUGGUGAAUGGAGGUGACUGUCCCGCUGUUCUUUGCCAAGAAUUCCUUCGUGGUAAGGAAUAUGUCGUGGAUCACGUCUCUAGAGACGGCGUACACAAGGCGGUGAUGAUUUGGGUUUACGACAAACGUCCGAUGCACGGCUCUGCAUUUGUAUACUUUGGCUGCAUCCCAGUCGAUUCGGAUUCGAGCGAAGCAAAGAUCUUGAUUCCGUAUGUCCGGGGGGUUCUAGAUGCUAUGGAGAUCACUGAUGGGCCGACACAUUGUGAAGUGAUGAUGACUCCCGAAGGUCCUUGCUUGGUUGAAAUGAAUUGUCGGGCACAUGGGGGAGAUGGAAACUGGAGGUCCUUGUGCCGAGCUCUAACAGGCGGCUAUUCGCAAGUUGAAACCACUGUUGAUGCUUACCUGGAGAAGCAAGAAUUCGCACGUACCCCAGAUAAGCCUCCGAGCCCAUUCAAGGCCCACGGCCAAGAAGUCAUCCUUGUAUCCUAUUCUCGUGGCACGGUGAAGGCUACACCGGGGUUUGAAGAGAUCAAGACACUUCAGAGCUUUGUCUACCUUGAAACUGGUGUCAAGCCUGGAUCAGUGGUUGACUAUACAAUUGAUUUGUUCACUGGGAUUGGUUCCGUAAUCCUGGUGCAUCAUGAUCAAGAGACCCUGGAAAAUGAUAUUCAGCGUAUAAGAGAGAUGGAAAAAGAGAAUCAACUAUUCGUGCUUGAGAAUCAACCUGGGUUCCUCAUGAAGUCACCCUCUUACCUCCACUUUGAUGGAACGACUACUGCAUCCUUGUAA